Molecule: messenger RNA, 3270 nt
Organism: Ostrinia furnacalis (Asian corn borer)
Lineage: Eukaryota; Metazoa; Arthropoda; Insecta; Lepidoptera; Crambidae
Gene: Ns2
Product: nucleostemin 2
Exons: 4
Coding region: 145-2967 (940 amino acids)
Cellular component (GO): nucleolus
Molecular function (GO): GTP binding
Source: RefSeq, a predicted model, not a curated record
GCAUACAAUCGGUCAUAUGUCUUGGGCUGGGGUUGUAAAUGUCAAAAACAAAAUCUAACCUCUACUGCGUUAUUGUUGACCGCGUGAGAUUUUAGUGCAAAAGUUAAAUAAUUAGUAAAAAUAGUGUAUAUAUAAUCAGUAAUAAUGGGCAAAGUAAGAUCAGCCCCGGGGGCUCCCCGGAAACAAGGCUUUAACAAAUCUGGGCACUCUAUGAACCCAGAUAGACCGACGGAAGGUUUGAAAGCUGUUGGGAACCCCAGAACAAAAGGAACGAUCAAGAGGUUGCAGAUGUACCGGAAUUUUAAAGCCAAAAGAGAUAAAACUGGAAAAAUUUUGAGUCCUGCUCCUUUCCAAGGUUGGUUGCCUUCAGGUACACGAGCUCGCGUGGAACCUAACCAAAAAUGGUUUGGCAAUUCUCGUGUAAUUUCGCAAAACGCUCUACAAAAAUUUCAAGAAGAGUUUGGAGCAGCAAUCAAGAACCCGUAUCAAGUUGUGAUGAAACCUACAAACUUGCCUAUAUCACUACUUAAUGAGAAAGCAAAGAAUGCUAGAGUCCAUUUGCUAGAUACAGAAGGCUUCGAUAAAACUUUCGGGCCUAAGAAACAGAGAAAGAGAGUCAAUUUAAAGUUUGGUGAUUUACAAUCACUGUCAAAAGCAGUCGAAGAAAAUGUAGAAAAGUAUGAUGAGAAUAAAGAUAUAGACAGAGUGAGGGAAGAUACAGGAGUCAAAGAAGGUCAAAGGGACUGGGUGUUUGGUGCUGGGAUGAGUCGUCGUAUAUGGAAUGAGCUGUACAAAGUAAUUGAUUCAUCAGAUGUCUUGUUACAAGUCCUCGAUGCCCGUGACCCCAUGGGCACAAGAAGUCCAUACGUUGAAAAGUUUUUGAGAGAUGAGAAGCCACAUAAACAUUUAAUUUUCAUUCUGAACAAAGUUGAUUUGGUACCUAACUGGGUAACACAGCGAUGGGUUGCUAUAUUGAGCGCUGAAUAUCCUACAGUUGCUUUCCAUGCCUCCCUGACACAUCCAUUCGGAAAAGGUUCACUUAUCAACCUACUCCGACAGUUUGCUAAACUACACAUAGACAAAAAGCAAAUCAGUGUAGGUUUUAUUGGAUACCCAAACGUUGGUAAAUCUUCUGUUAUUAAUACAUUGAGAUCCAAGAAGGUUUGCAAAGUGGCACCAAUUGCUGGAGAAACAAAAGUCUGGCAAUACAUUACUUUAAUGAAAAGGAUAUACUUGAUUGAUUGUCCUGGAAUAGUUUAUCCUUCUGCAGAAACAGAUACUGAGAAGGUAUUGAAAGGAGUUGUGAGAGUAGAGCUAGUACAAAAUCCUGAUGAUUAUAUUGAAGAAGUCAUCAAAAGAGUGAGGAAAGAAUAUUUGAUCAAGACAUACAAAGUUGAUGGAUGGGACACAGCAACAGAAUUUUUGGAAAAACUUGCUGCUCGAACUGGUAAAUUGUUGAAAAAGGGAGAGCCAGAUGUUAAUCAAGUUGCAAGAAUGGUUCUUAAUGACUGGCAGAGAGGUAAACUUCCCUUCUAUGUGGCACCUGAAGGUUUUCAAGUACCUUUAUCAAAACAACAAAACGAAGAUGAAAUAAAUGUAGCAAAAGCAACUACUGAAGAAACAAACAAAGAGGUUGCAGCUGAUACUCCUCAAACAGAAGUAGAAGAUGUACCUGAGAAGCCAACUAUGACUGUUAAUAAAUUGGUAAUAGCUCAAGACUUUGCUAAAAUUAGAGUAGGUCUACAGUUUGACAAUGAAGAUGAUGUUAAACCACUAAAGAAAUCCAAAAUUCCUGAUGAACUUAAAGGAAUUGAUGAACAAAAUGAGGAAGAUGAAAAACCAAAAGAGGAUGAUGAGUCAGAAACAGAUGAUGAAGCCCAGGAUAAAACUCAAGAAGAUAAUGAUGAUUCUUCAGAUAUAAGUGAUUUCUACAGUAAUGAUGAAGCUGAAUGCAGUGAUGUGGAAGACCAUUUGACACAUGACGAUAAUACAAUUAAAGACUUGAAACGGAAAAGGCUUGAGGCUGCCAGUGGAGCAUUCAUUGUUGAUGAGAUACCUACUAAAGCAAAGAAGAGUGAGAAUGUAAAGGUGGGAAAGAAAAUGACUGCCAAGCAGAGGAGAGCAGUAGAAAGGGCACAGAGGCGGACCAAGACAGGAAGCAACUUUUAUGAAGUUGCUAAUAUGUCAUCCGGCAGUGAGAGUGAUGACGACUACGUACCUGGAGAACCUGAGCAGCUCUCUGAAGAAGAAUCUGCCGACGAUGAAACCGACUUACAGUAUGAAAAAGAAGUAGAACACAAAGCUAAAAAACGAAAAACAGCUGCAGCAGCAAAAACUACAAAGAAAAGGAAAACAAGAAACGGUACAAAGGAACCUACUCCUGAGCCGGAAGAAAAGAAAGUCGAGCAGCCUGAACAAAUUGAUCCUGUGGACGAGAAAAAAAAAGAAGACGACUUAUGGGCUAAAUUUCUAGAAGGAACAGACUCCAAACCCAAACCCACCGCAAAUGUAUCGAGUACAAAUAAUGAACCAGUUAAACCGGUAGUAGAUAAAGUAAAACCUGAGACAAAGGUUGAAAAUACAAAUGAUGAUAAAGCGAGAGAGAAACGAAUAUUUGAAUUUGCUGGGGAAACUAUUGUCGUAGAAAACAACGUCAUAAAAGAGAAGAUAAAAACUGCUGAAGCUCCCGCCUCAGCAAAGAUUCAAGUUGGGUCGUCAUCUCGCGGGUCGUCGGGUCUGUCCGGUGUACUCGGCCAACUCAACAAGAAAGACAAAUUAUCCACCUUAGAGAAGUCGAAGCUUGAUUGGACUACAUACAAACAACAAGAGGGGCUUGAUGAAGAAAUUCAAAGUCACAAUAAAGGGAAAUCGGGUUAUUUGGACCGUCGAGAUUUCCUGGAACGGGCAGAUCUCCGUCAGUACGAAAUUGAGCGUGAUCUGAGACUCAGCCGACGAAGCAAUCGGUAGGACACCUAACCAACGAGGGCUUGGCAGCUCAAUUACUCGUAAAUAUUCGUUAGCGACAACUUUCAACGUCUGAUUAAAUGUUAAUUGCAUUAAUUGUGACUGAUUUAAUCUGACUUAUUAAGCCAUUUGUUACGAUACUGAAUAAUUUUGUACAACGAUUUGUGUAGUGCGUACAGUGACCGCCCCUAGUGGUGGUUAAUUGAAAUUUUGUUCGUCUCAUGAUACAUAAGUUUAGGUACAUGUUUAUGUAACUAUGUGAAUCUUUAAUAAAUGUCGCUCUCAAUAAUAAACACGUUUACGUAA